This is a messenger RNA of Ahaetulla prasina, 2670 nucleotides long. RefSeq lists its product as uncharacterized. The record is from RefSeq and is a predicted model, not a curated record. Gene Ontology annotation, molecular function: calcium ion binding. The transcript has 8 exons. Lineage: Eukaryota; Metazoa; Chordata; Lepidosauria; Squamata; Colubridae. Bases 272 to 2470 code for a protein of 732 amino acids.
GAAGGUUUCUCUUGAAGUAUCCCAGCAAGUCCAACCAGAACUGGGAAUUCCUUGGCUAUCUGUGUACCUUCCUGCAAAACGUUGCCAUGUUAUUUUGAAAGAUGAAACUGGGACUUUUUCUCCUCCAUCAUUAAACUGGCCUGAGACCAAUAACUGGUGCAACUGGACCAUAUGGGCUGGUCCUCACAAGCAUAUCCUGAUUUACAUAAAAGGAUUUGAAGGGAAGUCAAACUGUGAUGACAAUCAGGAUAGGAUCUUAUUCCAAGGGGUUAUGUCGAGUGUUGAAAACAAAGUGAUUUAUGCCUGCAGAAAUCACGGUACUCUGAUUUAUGCUACUCAAGCAGUAGCCCUCUAUGUAGUAUUUUUGUCAGAAGUUUCUUCUCAGAACCAAAGUCAUAAGCACUUUAAAGGACGGUAUUAUAUAUUUGAAGAUCAUGUAAAUUCUACAAGUAGUGAAAAAUCAGUUUUGAAAUCUAACAGCAGUUUUGGAUUCAAGUCAUAUAUAUCUCAUAGAGGACAUAGUUUGAACUUUACAGCGACUACCCCAACGCUUGGCAAAGAGAAUUGGCCAUCUGUGACAAAUGAAAAGACUAUUAAAGCAGAGACAGAAACAUUUUUAAAACCUGCUGUUGGCAAGCAUAUGCAUGUUUCUCUCUUAAAAUCAACAAAAACAGUUAGCUUGAAUCCAUUUGAUUUGAAGAGAAGGCAAGCUACAAAACCAUCUGUUGACAAUAGUAGAACUUUAAACGAAAUUCCUACACUAGUAUCGGAAUCAAAUGAUGUAGAGAAUGAGGAAGAAGCUUUUACACGCAAGCCAGGUGUUUAUUCAACCUCUCCACACAUGACUCAUAAUCCUCAAACGAUGACAAAAUUGGAAUCAACAAAAAAUCAUGGAGCUAUGACUGAAUUUGUCGGUCCUCAGAAUGAUGGCUCUACAACCGCAAGAUGGAUGACAACACAGGUGAGAAGUACUGAAGGAGAAAUCACGAAUGCUGUUACUUUUCCUCAAGUCUCCUUGGAAGAACAGAGAAUUCCAGUCCAAUCUCUUAAAAGUAUCCCACCGAAGAUGCAGAAACAAAUGCUUCAAAUGCUGCUUCCUAAUUCUGAGGUCUCCAAGAAAAAGGCAGACCUAACAGAAUCUCCACAACACCGGGAACAGACCAAAAUAUAUAAAAGAGAGCAGACGGUCAAUCAAGUGUAUACAGCAGAGAAUGGCAACACUGCUGUGCAAAUAACUGUAUCUGAAGGAAUUAAGGCAAGCCCCUGCAAGUCUGCUAUGGAAACCAAGUUCCAUCAUACCCUGACUUUAGCCUCUACUGAUAUGCCUCCUACUCCUUCUCUGAAGUCAUUUAAUGAUUACUUGAUGAGUACUUCCACCACUGUGAAUCCCAAAGUUAUGCCUUCAUAUUUGCUGAUGGCAACUCAGAUAAACACAGCUUUUACUACGCAAUACAAGAAGUCAGUAAGCAGGAAUAGAGAACAUUUGCAAAAGAAGCAGACCAAAACAACUCUUUUGUAUUCCCCUGCUAGUUGGUUGCCAACCAGUAGCAUUCUCUUGAAAGUAAAAAAUAAAUCCUAUGAGACAAAUCCCGAAUUCAGGUCUGAUGAAAAUUAUUUUGCAUUGAACUCUCAGCACAAUCCUGGAGAUCUUCUAUUUGAAACAGUUUUUGAAAUAGAACAGGAAGGACAACUGCCACCUGUUGGAAGCAAUCUGGAAAAAGCUUACAUUGAUUCAAUUAAGCACCAGGUACAAGAAAGAAUGAAACUCUUCUCUAACAAAAUCAAAGAAUUCAAAUUAAAAGAAAUUAUGAGAAAAAAAGAAAUUGAAAUGGACAGACACAAUGGCCCAGACCUCAUAUUCGCAUUCUGGUUGCAUUUAACAUCGGAAGAAAAGAACAUAUCUCACUCACUACAUUUUCAACUGGAAGAUCUUAAUGGUAUAUUUGUGGGAGCUGGUAAGGUCCAAACUGUUUUGGUGAGAGAUGUGAAUGAAUGCAACUCUGAAAUUGGUUUAUGUGGCAAUGAGGCCAUUUGUCUCAACGAAUAUGGAACAUACUCCUGCCAGUGUAAAGAAGAGUACGAGGACCGUUCUCUGACAAAAUCGGGUACUUUGUGUGUUCGUAAUCCACGGUCAGGUUUGGACUCCUUCUACAACCACAUUGAGUUUAUUCUCGGAAUCACUGCUUUUUGCAUCACUCUGCUCAUUGUAGUGAUCACUGUGCUGUGUAUUAUCAUAAAGAAAAGAUGCAUUAAAAGAGAUACGCAGUUCCAAGAGACUGUUUUGCCUGUAAUGCCAGUAGAGCCCCAGCUGCAACCAUCAACCUUUGAUCAUAAUAACAUCCGUCAACUCCUUACGCUGGACACUGCCCAGCUAAAGGUCAGAGCCAAGCCACCAGAACUGCCCCUGCAGUUGAGGGCUGGCUCCAGUGAAACAUGCAGAGUAUCUAUUGAGCAAUCUGAACGUUUGUGAAGAAGAAAAAGAAAAAAAUUACAACAUCCUUGUAAUGAACCCUCUUUCCUCCUUAUUUCAUAUUAAACUUUUCUUCGUUGUGGCAGAUGCAACUUUUUGUUUCUCGAUCGAUCUUACAUAAAUUGUUAUACCUUUCUCCCUGUAUUUAUUUCCUCUUAAGUUUAAUGGAAAUAUAAUGCUGGAAAAAUAUUCUCCUUAGG